Messenger RNA from Rasamsonia emersonii CBS 393.64, 408 nucleotides. RefSeq lists its product as uncharacterized. The record is from RefSeq and is a predicted model, not a curated record. NCBI's taxonomy places the organism in Eukaryota, Fungi, Ascomycota, Eurotiomycetes, Eurotiales, Trichocomaceae. The transcript is spliced from 2 exons. Bases 1 to 408 code for a protein of 135 amino acids.
AUGUCUGGCAAAACUGAACCUCCGAAAUCCCCUCCCCCGGCCUACCCUGCUCCUGUCCACCAGGACGCCGGUCCUUACUACCCGCCUCCGGGAGCUCCUCCAAACGUGCAAUCCCCUCCGCCUCCAGUUCCUCCCCACCCCAACAACAACUACAACAACGGCUACUACGGAGGCCAGCAGCAGCAAGGACAGUCCUAUCAUCCAGGAGGAGGACCGUACCCUCCUCAAAACGGGUACUACGCGCCUCCGGGCCAGCCGAUGUAUUACCAGCAGGGACCGCCGCCGCCGCAGGGGUAUUUCUACAACAAUGAUCACCGCAGAGACGGCUUCGAUGCAGGCGGGAUCUGUGCGGGUAUCCUUGGCGCGCUGGCUUGCUGCUGUUGCUUGGACGCGCUGUUCUGGUUUUAG